Messenger RNA from Vicia villosa (hairy vetch), 1558 nucleotides. RefSeq names its product E3 ubiquitin-protein ligase RSL1-like. The transcript is spliced from 5 exons. The record is from RefSeq and is a predicted model, not a curated record. The coding region runs from base 264 to 977 and encodes 237 amino acids. Gene Ontology annotation, biological process: ubiquitin-dependent protein catabolic process; protein polyubiquitination; positive regulation of proteasomal ubiquitin-dependent protein catabolic process. Lineage: Eukaryota; Viridiplantae; Streptophyta; Magnoliopsida; Fabales; Fabaceae. Gene Ontology annotation, molecular function: ubiquitin conjugating enzyme binding; zinc ion binding; ubiquitin protein ligase activity. Gene Ontology annotation, cellular component: ubiquitin ligase complex; cytoplasm.
CACUAAGCAUUACGGCAUGAGUUCAUACAAACUUCACUCUCCACCAUUCCUCUAACCGUCCCUUCUCUUCUCGUUUCAAGCCACCACCACCGCGAACCCGAUCCGCCACCGGAAACUCCCGAUCACCACCGUGAGCUCAUGCACCACCGGCAGGAGAGAAAUCAACAGCACAGCUGUAAAGCCAACAUUUCAUGUCCUCUUCUUUACAAACUUCAUUAGCACAAAAAAGGAACAAGUGCAGAAUUAACCAAGUGGAUUGAAUCAUGAAGCUCUCACUCUUCGGAAAAAAAGAUUCGUCGAAACAACUUUCCUCCCAUACCCAUGCAGAAAACAAAACAUGUGGUAUAUGCUUUGAUCAGAAAACAGAUUCUGAUAUGUUCAAAAUAAGGUCCAAACUUUUCCAAAGAAGAAAGUGCAAGCACCUCUUUUGUGUUGAUUGCAUAUGCAAGUAUGUAGCUGUACAAAUAAAUGAUAAUGCUUAUAAGGUGAUGUGUCCAGGUCCAAAUUGUUGUGUGAAGUUUAAGCCAAAACAUUUGCGACACAUUUUGCCAAAACAACUUAUUGCUAAAUGGGAGAAUUUAAUUUACAAGUCUUUGGCUCCGACGGAGCCAAAGACUUACUGCCCUUAUCAGAAUUGUUCUGUUUUGUUGGUGAAAGGUAAUGACAUAAGAGGAGAUUUUGCCAACAGUUCUAAGUGCCCUUCGUGUCACAGAAACUUUUGCGCCCGGUGCAAAGUUCCAUGGCAUUCAGGAAUGAAUUGUCAGAAUUUCCAACAAAUGAAAAGGAACGACAAAAAUGAUUUGGAUAACAAGUUUUUGGAGUUGGCCAGAAUAGCGAAGUGGAAAAGAUGUCCAAAUUGCUCAAUGUAUGUCAAGAGAAGUAGUGGAUGUAGUUACAUGAAAUGCAGGUGUGGAUGCAAAUUCUGCUACAAGUGUGGGAAGAAACGGCAAUAUGCACAUUCAUGCGGUAGUAGAUAGUUUAUUAUCCUACUGUUUCAGAGCUUGCAGGAUCCAAAAUGUUCGUUCCACGUAUUUGUCAGCCAUUUCUGGAUCGACUGCUGAUACAGUAGUAGCUAAUUCAAUAAGAAGUCAAUUGAUUGGUUUCUCCUUGGCUGUAUGGUUUAUGAAUCUCUUAAUACAGUUUUUCUAUAAAAUAAAAAAAUUGGGAUAUAGAUUAUUAGUUAAAUAUGAGGAUUAAAUAUAUACUUCUAUUGGAUGAUUAGUUUUCGACCAAUACUAAAUUUUCGCAGUUGUUUGUAUGAGAAGUUUCAAGGAAUUAGCUGCCAUUGGUACUUUUGUUCUGUGAUACUCCGUUGGAACGAGAUGCUUAGCUUCAUAUGUUAAUAUGAGGCUAAGAUAUAUGUGUUUAUAUUUAAUGGGGAUUGAUCUUGGUUUGCUAAUACAAAUUCUACCGUUGAGUUCUUGGUGUUAGAACCAUCAUUUCAAUCUUUUUUGGUAAUGAAAUUUCUUAAUACUGUUCUAUGUGAUUUUGAAAUGGAUAAAAGACAUAAUUUGUUAGAUAUGUCAUUGGUGUGCACAAUUUUGAUGCAAGGGAAGUC